GUGAUAAAAGGUGGAGAUAACAAAAGAGAACCAACCAAGUCCAACACAUGGCUCUUUGUUCCUCACUUUCACUUAUCCCUCCCAUAAUCACUUCUCCAUCCAAACCCACUUCCAAAUCCUUCUCAUCUUCAACACCAUCCAACUUUCAUGGCAUAUUCAAAAAGAGUAACAACAAUUCAACAAAGUUCUUGUUGAAUGCUGGUUUUAAUCUCAUUGAACCUGACCUCAAUGAAGAUCCUAUAGAUCAAUUUCGCACUAAUGGCAUUGCACCUGAAGAUUUUGAGUAUGGUAUAUUUGAUGGUCAUCAUACUUUCUAUGAAGGAGAAGAAAAGACAGGAACAUUUUGGGGUGCUAUUAUGGAUGAUGUAAUAGCAGUAGGACCCCCCACUGGAUUUCAGGGGCUUAUUUCAUGGCUCUUCCCACCAGCCAUUGCUGCAGGGGUAUUCUUCGAUGUUCCGGGGGAGUACUUAUUCAUUGGAGCAGGCAUAUUUACAAUUGUAUUUUGCAUUAUUGAAAUGGAUAAACCUGAUCAACCUCAUCACUUUGAACCUCAAAUAUACAAUAUGGAAAGAAGAGCUAGAGACAAGUUGAUAAAUGAGUAUAAUACAAUGAGCAUAUGGGAUUUUAAUGAAAAAUAUGGAGACCUUUGGGAUUUUACAAUCACCAAGGAUGCCAAUGAUAUAAUGAAGAGAUAACUAUUUGUCUAUAAUGUAGAUGGCAUUUUAAUAUUUAAAAUAUAAUGAAUGAAUAUGAAGCAUACCCUUAUAAAUUUUUAAAUUUUCAUGCUUUUAUGUUGAA
Trifolium pratense (red clover) is the source of this 798-nucleotide messenger RNA. RefSeq names its product photosynthetic NDH subunit of subcomplex B 5, chloroplastic. The transcript is spliced from 5 exons. Gene Ontology annotation, biological process: response to oxidative stress. The record is from RefSeq and is a predicted model, not a curated record. NCBI's taxonomy places the organism in Eukaryota, Viridiplantae, Streptophyta, Magnoliopsida, Fabales, Fabaceae. Bases 48 to 695 code for a protein of 215 amino acids. Gene Ontology annotation, cellular component: chloroplast.